Gopherus flavomarginatus (Mexican gopher tortoise) is the source of this 2390-nucleotide messenger RNA. RefSeq names its product pseudouridine 5'-phosphatase (gene PUDP). The transcript is spliced from 4 exons. The record is from RefSeq and is a predicted model, not a curated record. Gene Ontology annotation, molecular function: phosphatase activity. Lineage: Eukaryota; Metazoa; Chordata; Testudines; Testudinidae. Bases 60 to 764 code for a protein of 234 amino acids.
CGGCUAACAGCGCUUGCGCCGCCCGGCUCCUCGGCUUGUGCUCCCGCCGCUGCCCCGCCAUGGCCGCUUCCUCCUGCAGCCCCGCUCCGCUGCGGCCCGCCACCCACCUGAUCUUUGAUAUGGACGGUCUCCUGCUGGAUACUGAGCAUCUUUAUACUGUGGUUUUUCAAGAAAUAUGUGAACGCUUUGGAAAGUCUUAUACCUGGGAUUUGAAAUCAUUAGUCAUGGGUAAAAAAGCAUUGGAGGGAGCACAGAUUAUUCGAGAUGUACUUGAACUUCCCUUGACCAAAGAGGAGCUACUGCAUGAAAGUAAAAUGAAGCAGGAAAAAAUAUUUCCUAAUGCUGCAUUGAUGCCAGGGGUUGAAAAGCUGAUCCGCCAUCUACACCAACACAAUGUACCUAUAGCUAUUGCCACUAGCUCAGCCAGAGUGACAUUUCAGAUGAAAACAAGCAAACACAAAGACUUCUUUAGUCUAUUUAAUCAUAUUGUGUUGGGAGAUGACCCAGAUGUGAAGAACAGCAAACCACAGCCUGAUGCAUUUUUAAUUUGUGCAAAGAGAUUUCAUCCUCGUCCUCCUCCAGAAAAGUGUCUUGUGUUUGAAGAUUCUCCACUUGGAGUGCAAGCAGCAUUGGCAGCUGGGAUGCAAGUGGUUAUGAUUCCAGAUGAAAAUUUGAAUCAAGAUCUUACAAAGGAAGCAAAUCUAGUGCUGAAAUCUAUGGAGGACUUUGAACCAGAACUGUUUGGUUUACCACCAUAUGACUAAGGACUAAUAUAUUUCAACAUGUUCUUUUUUUAUGGAGAUUGGGGGAUAGGGAAUGAAAAUUUAGGGUAAAAAAUGACCUAUUUUUCAUUUUUUUUCCCCAAAAUAAAACAAUGAAGUCUUUCAUGAUUUACUUUUAAAUUUCACUAGAUACUUUUGGUUUGUCUUCUUCACUGCUAAGUGAAAGGAAUAUUUCUUCUUGCCUGUCCUUCACCUCUACUAGUCUUGUCAUCUGCAUAAUGUCAAUUACACUCAGAGCAUUUGCAAAAUGGCAAAGACAAUCUGCUUCAAACAUGGAGGUUUUUGCUCUGGUUUGCUUGAAUAACAGACUUCUUAGAACAAUGGUUCUCAACAUUUUCCCUGUUACGGGUAGGCUGUUGUCCCCUUAUACCAUCGUGCUGCAUAGUUGCCGCCACCUAUCCCUUUGUCUUUCCUGUUCUUAUCUUCUAGUUGGAUUUUUUGUUUUUGUGUGUUUUAUUUUCAUGUUGUUCUUUUUUUUCUCUUGUUUUGUGACUUCCCCUUUCUGGAAUGGGGUGGAGGGGGAACCCACUGUCAGCUUCCUAUGGCCAUAUGCACUUGCAGCUCAAUUGAGCUCGAUGUAAGCCUCUGUAACUCUACUACUCCCUACCUAUCCCCCCCUCUCAUUUCACAUAGCCUCUUCCCCAUUCCUUUUGAUCCCCCAACGGUGCUAGCCUUGUCUGUCCAUUUUCAGCUUCUUACAUAAACCUUUCUGUGUUUUUCCAUUCUUUCAUGCUUCCUCCUUUAGCCUUCAUGAGCCUUCAGAAGGCCCCCUAUCAUGUGCCAGAGUUAAGUCCUUCUGAAGAGUCUUUACAUUAUUACAGAGAGUUCUGCUGAUUUAAUACUGAAAGUAAUAUUUAUGUUUGUUUUGUAGCUCAAAUCUUAUUUUGCCAAGCACCAUCUUUACCAUCCUACAUGUUAUAUUCAUUCCUGCUAAGCCGGGUCCAUUUCUGUCUAUCUUUAGAUUGUGAGCUGUUCAGGAAAGUGACUGUAUUUUCUUUUUGGAAAGUAUAAAGCCCAUUGUGAGUGCUACUAUAAACAAACAAAUAAGUACACCUCUACCUUGAUAUAACGCUGUCCUCGGGAGCCAAAAAAUCUUACCGUGUUAUAGGUGAAACCGCGUUAUAUUGAACUUGCUUUGAUCCACCGGAGCGUGCAGCCCCACCCCCUGGAGUGCCACUUUACACAUUAUAUCCGAAUCCAUGUUAUAUCGAGUUGUGUUAUAUCGGGGUAGAGAUGUAUAAUUUGAACGGUGGAACAUAUCCAGGGUUGUUAAAAUUCUUGUUCCCUACUGCUGUUCUCCUCUGUGUCUUGACUUCCCUGUACUACUUUGCCCCAGCCUCUGGAUUGGGAAACACUAAUUUAAAAGAUCUUAACUCUUGUAUGGGGAUAAUGAUUGCAUUCUAAAUUUGAAAAUAAAAAUAACCUUUUAGCUGUGGGAAGUCCUAAAUUACUCUCAUAAUCACAGUAAAACUUCUUCCAUGAAAAUAGUGAAUGUAAAAAAUGUUGAAGAUAAGAAACAGGUUCUUCAGUAUUAUAUUUCAGUGAAUAAUAUCAGACGUUUCCUUCUAAUAUGCAUGUGGAAAAAAAUUAAAUGGUUGAAUGAUUAGA